AGGGUUAAUGACCAGUAUGAAGCUAAUGUUUCUGUUCAAAAGACGUACACAACUGUUCCGUUAAAAAGCCUCAAUCCUUUGAUUUUUAAACGCAUAAAUUUUAUAGUUUGGUUUACUCAUAGAUAAUGACAUGUCGUGUCUCACAAUCGUCCAACCUUGGUCAUGAGAAAUAAAUUUUCAUUUUUCUCAUUCAAUUUAUGGUUAUAUUUACGUUUUAAUUUAGAGACGCAGGGAAACGUAAUUUCAUUAUGGCUUUGACCGCUCUAAAACCAUCAAACUUUCAUGCGCAACGGGUUUGUUUAUUAGCCAUUUUAUCUAUCUCAUGUCUUUUCAAUGUGGUUGUAUCGAUAUCAAUCCUCGCUGAACGAUUGUUACUUAAAUAUGGCAUCAUUCCUGACGUCAUUGACGCAGCACCCGAUUUUACCAUAGACUUUUCCUUGUAUAUAUUCGGGACCAGAGAGUAUUUGAGGAGGAGAGACUUAACUAUGAUUCGUAUUAGAUUUAAAUUCACAGGGAACUGUCUGAGGUGUUACUUUCCAUUCGUCAUCUCAAUCAUUGUGUGCCUCUUCAAGAUAGUUAUAUCUGCAACAAACAAUAUCGAUCACACACUUCGCUAUCAUGGUAUUAUACCUGACAUCAUAGAUGUAGCGCCUAAAUUUGUUAUAAAUAUCUCAUAUAAGAGGAAUGACAGCCUUCGAAUGGGUUUCAAAGUAGACCCUGGUGGCAUGCAGCAUGUCCCAUGGGUCGAAUGGCCCGUGGAGGCUGGAGCUUUCUAUACGCUAUUGAUGAUUGAUCCUGAUAUCCCUGUCGCUGUCGGUAAAAAACCAGCGCAGAGACAACACUGGAUCGUAGGAAAUAUUCCAGGCUGGAAUUUUCGUCGCGGGGAAACAAUCACAGGAUACAUGGGACCCAUGUCACCCAAAUACGAAGGAUUGCAUAGAACUACAUUCUUGGUCUACUCACAAAAGAAACGAAUAAAUUUUACAGAACCACGAUAUUCGUCAAAGGAUCGGAAAAUGCGAAGCAAACUCAAAUUCAACGUCAGACAGUUCGUGGAGAAGUAUUUUUUGACAUCCCAUGCUGUAAAUUUUGCGCGCACUGGCUGGCCGAUCUUGGAACGGCCUAUGGUUCCCAAAAAGGACUUCAAUCCCCCAAAUUUUGAUUCAGAAUUAUUAGCUUAAAAAUAUUGGGAAUUAUAAUUGUGAGAAGACGUAUUUCUUCUAAUUUUUACGGUUCCUCUCCUUUCCUUUUUAAAAUAUAUUUGCAAACUUAAAAUACCCAUGACAGUUGUAUUAAAUGUUUAGUUAUGUUUUGGAUUAUUAAAUAAUCAGAUGUUUUGAAAAUUUCCUUGUAUUAAAAUUGACUGCCUAACUUAUGUUUGGGCACGAGUGCAAAUAGAGUCAUUCUCUAAAAAUGCAUCCGAAAGAAACCGAGUCUCAUCGAGUUACAACAGAGAUAUUACAGGUUCAGUUUUAUUCGUAUACAACAUUCGAUGGAAAAACUUUUGGUUAAUGUUUGGAAUGCUACAUUUUGUUUCAUGGGUUUUAAUUUUGUGGCAGGAGAAUAAAAUGCACUCGAGCAUAAAAUCUUUCACAACUCACAUUUCUUGAAAAUGUGACUUUGAGGCCUCCCGCUCAAUUUAAUCCUUGUUACCUUGUUAAAAAUAUUUGUUCAAAAAUAAAAUAUGAAAACCUUUUUUCGACCAAAAUAA
Messenger RNA from Bemisia tabaci, 1711 nucleotides. NCBI's taxonomy places the organism in Eukaryota, Metazoa, Arthropoda, Insecta, Hemiptera, Aleyrodidae. The record is from RefSeq and is a predicted model, not a curated record.